Molecule: messenger RNA, 3283 nt
Organism: Culex quinquefasciatus (southern house mosquito)
Lineage: Eukaryota; Metazoa; Arthropoda; Insecta; Diptera; Culicidae
Gene: pyx
Product: transient receptor potential channel pyrexia
Exons: 5
Coding region: 357-3215 (952 amino acids)
Biological process (GO): monoatomic ion transport; transmembrane transport
Cellular component (GO): membrane
Molecular function (GO): protein binding; monoatomic ion channel activity
Source: RefSeq, a predicted model, not a curated record
CAGAUCGCGAAUCAGUCGCGUGCGUCUUCUUCGUCGUCGCGGAUCGUUCACCGUGUGUCAGAGUCAUAUUAGUGGGGGUGGGUGGAAGUGGACUUUGGGGAAUAUAUUGUGUUGUAGAGUAUCCAGCUGAUUUACUUAACGAGUGGAUUCUACCUGCCCUGGCUGGCAAGGAAAAUUCUACACGAAGCAUUUUUCAACUCAUCCAGUCCAGAUCAGCUUUCCUUGGAAGGAGGAAACCCAACAAAGUGGCAAAUUGGCCAUUAACUCCGACCAAGUGGAGGGUGAAAAUUGUGCGGGAAAAUGCUUGGAAAGGAUACCUCAAACGGCUGCGAGCACUGAUAUUUCACCCGAGGACCAUGGACGCGGUGCGCUUCUCGAUAAUCGAAAACGAGAUGAAAUGGGAGGACGAGUACCGGAUGUACUACGCAGACGGCGAAGCCGUCGAAUCCGGCCACGCGCUGGACGGCUCUCCGUCCACAUCCCGCUACCGGCUGAGCAUUUCGAGCGAGAGUGACGUCGCGGGGGUGGAGAUAUCUUCACCUAAUCAGCCCCACGACCUGUGCUCCGGUAGCCGCGAGGGUCAGGACGAAAUCUGGGCCUACUCGGAGAUCGAGGCUGCACUGAAGGAACUGCCGGACGCGGACCGGAUCGGCGAGCUGCUCGACAGUUUGGUGCCGGUGGGCGAUGUUUUGGUGGACUAUGGGUUUGCGCUCGAUAGUACGCUGCUGCUGGCCGUUUGGGCGAGCAAACACGAUAUGUUGGGGAAGAUGGUGAAGGGGUUGGGGGUGGACGUGAAUGCGAGUGACUGCUGGGGUCGAACGGCGCUGCAUUUGGCGUGCUAUAUUGGGGAUUAUCGGGCGGUUGAGCUGCUGCUGCAAGCUGGUGCUAGGGCCCAGUGCUGGGAUAAGCAGAGGAAGGCGACUCCACUGCACUGUGCGGCGAGCUGCGGAAGUGUCGAGUGCAUUGGCUUGCUACUGGCGAAGGGCGCGGACAUCAACGCCGGCAUCGAAAAACAUUCCCCGCUGCACUACGCCGUCCAGCGGAACAGCAAACGGUGCGUCGAAUAUCUGCUCAAGAACGGUGCCAACCCGAACACUCCCCAGGUGUACACGCAGACGCCGUUGCACGUGGCGGCCUCGAACGGGUUCGUCGAGUGCAUGGACUUGCUGCUGAACAACGGUGCGGACGCACGAUCGCAGUACGGCCAGAAGAAGAUCACUUCGUUACAUCUGGCUGCGUCCGAGAACUACCUGGAGUGUGUGAAGCUGCUGCUGAACGCUGGAGCGGACAUCGACGCCCGCAACAAGGACCAGCAGACGCCACUUCAUCUGGCCUGUCUGUCCCAGUGCCACGAAACGGUCACCUACCUGAUCAGCAAGAACGCUGACGUCCACGCGGUCUACCGAGAUGGGAGAACCGCUCUGCACGCGUCUAUCGUCAAAGAGUCCCGCUUCUGGGACACCACUCUGAGUCUGCUGAAGGCCAAGGUGGACGUCAACCGGGCGGAUAACUUUGGCUACACCCCGCUCCACAUCGCGGCCCUCAACGAGUUCAGCAGCUGCGUCUUCCUGCUGAUCGAGUACGGCGCGGACAUCACCGCUCGAACCAACGGCGGAGUGUCCGCCCUGUCCUUCAUCAUCCGACGAACCCCGGAAAUCAUCCCCAAGUACAUCGACAAGCUGGACACCGCCAUCAGCGUCAACAGCAUCCACGAGAUCGGCGACGUCGACUGCGAGAUCCGGCUCGACUUCCGGCUUCUCGUGCCGAACAACGAUCGCGGCGAAACCGAACUGCUGCUCGCCUUCAUCGAGGUCGGCCAACGGCGCAUCCUGAAGCACCCACUUUGCGAAACGUUCCUUCUUCUAAAGUGGCGUCGCAUCCGCAAGUUCUUCCUGUUCAGCCUGUUCUUCCACGGCCUGUUUGUGCUGCUCUUCACCGCGUACGUCCUCGGCGUGUACGUCAAGGACUGCCGGACGCUGUCUUGCCGCACGGCGCCGUACAUUCCCGUCCUCGGCUACAGCGUCAUCUUCCAGAAUCUGACCCUGAUGACGAAGGAGAUAUUCCAAAUGAUGCACGGGUUCGUGGGGUACGUGCGCUACUGGGAGAACUGGCUGCAGUGGAGCAUCGUCGUCGGGGUGUUUCUGUGCACGGUGAGAAUUUCCCUUAUCCUCUUAAACAAAGUGCACAUGGUAAAAUUCCCUAAUCUUUUCCAGCAAAACCCGACGGCCGAAAUCAGCACCGUGCCCAUCUGGCAGCACCACGUGGCGGCGAUCGUCAUCUUCCUGGCCUGGCUCGAGCUGAUGAUGCUCGUCGGACGCUUCCCGGUGUUCGGUCUGUACGUGCAGAUGUUCACCACGGUGGCCGUCAACUUUUCCAAGUUCCUGAUGGCGUACUGCUGCCUGCUGAUCGCGUUUGGUCUCAGUUUUUGCGUACUUUUCCCAAACUACAUCGCGUUCAAGCAGAUCCUCCGCGGGCUGCUCAAGACGAUCGUGAUGAUGGCCGGUGAGCUGGAAUUUGAAGAUAUCUUCUACGGGGGAAGCAUACAGAUUCAAUACCCGGGAACCGCCCACGGCAUGUUCCUUGCGUUCGUCCUGCUGGUUACGGUCAUUCUGACGAAUCUGCUCGUCGGUCUAGCCGUCAGUGACAUCCAGGGACUGCAGCAAUCCGCCGGAUUGGAUCGACUCUCGAGGCAAGCCGAGCUGAUAUCACGGCUGGAGAGCCUCAUGUUCUCGAAGCUGCUGCGGAAGGCUCCAAUUCGGCUGUGGGCGAUAUUCCAGAAGAUCGCCCUUCUAAAGACUUCACGCUUCCGUUUGCACUUUCGCGUCAAGCCGAAUGAUCCUCGGGAGAAAAGGAUCCCCAAGGAACUGAUCACCUCGAUCUACAAGCUGGUGGCGGAACGCCGCGAGCGGAACCAAUCGAUGAAGCGCAAACGCACCCACCGGAACAUGCAAACGUUCCGCGAGCUGCUCGAGGAGGACGCGGCGGCGACGGUGACGCUGCGGAGGCAACGCUUCAAGAAUCGCACCAGCAACAAGAACCGAACCGUGUCGGAGAGUCCGUAUCUGGCUUCCGGGGUCGGUGGAAGGUCCGUGCAUGGAUCGUCGACGUCGCAUCAGUUGAAGGCCCUUGAAGAGGGGCAGAAGUUGAUACUGAUGAAGCUGGCCGAGCUCGGCAAGGAGGUGGACAGUUUGAGGGCGAAAGUGAAGACCGGUUGAAGGGUUGGGCAUGCAUGAAUGGAAUUUAGUUAAUGUUGAAGUAUCAAUAAUUGUUAAAGCAUAAUAAA